Molecule: messenger RNA, 649 nt
Organism: Racocetra fulgida
Lineage: Eukaryota; Fungi; Glomeromycota; Glomeromycetes; Diversisporales; Gigasporaceae
Source: the annotation of a GenBank genome assembly
AUGGGAGUUUUUUAUGCUGUUAACAUACGAGACAAAGAAUUACCUCUUUGCCUAUUUUGGCUUCCAGUAGAAAACUUUAUUACAGACGAAGAUAAAGAACCAAAAUACAGACCUGUUGGAUUAUAUUAUAUGGAACCUAAAGAAGAUCAAGAUAUAGAUGAGCAUCUAGAUAGAUGCACAGUGAAUGUGUCAGUUAUAGAAAAAUUUUCAGCUGGUAUAUCUAUGUAUUAUGUUUCGGCCGGUGUAAUAGCAGGAAUAUCUAGGACGACUGGAUCGCACACUUGUGAAGAUUGGCCGUUUAUACCAUUAUUAUUGACCUGGACAAUUCCAGCACUCAUAAGAAGAAUAAUUUCUGGAAGCUUGGUAGUCAAGGAUCCUAGAAGAGUAUUUAACGAUACAAAAAUAACUAUGGUUAACAACCCGGAUCUUAGAAGACAUAAACGUGUUACCGUUACAUUGUUUGCUUUUAUAUCAAUAGCCCUUCCUUGGCUUGCACCAUUUUUAGCCUACUUCACACCCCCAAUCGGAUUCGCUUGUCGAAGCAAGUAUGUCACGACAAUCUGUGUAAUAUGGUCAUUUAAUAGCAUUUUAGCAUAUUUAUGGCAAUUGAAAGGAGAAAGAGACCUAACCGAUCCUUCAAUAUUACAUG